Molecule: messenger RNA, 2575 nt
Organism: Linum trigynum
Lineage: Eukaryota; Viridiplantae; Streptophyta; Magnoliopsida; Malpighiales; Linaceae
Source: the annotation of a GenBank genome assembly
UCGAAAAUUUACUCAUGUAAUGGUCAAUAGAUGAAUAUUACGGGGAAUUCCUGGAAACUUUUAGAAACACUUAAGAAAUACUAGUAUAUUGUAAUUAUUUAAAUAUUUUCGGUCAAAAUUUAUGAUUUAUCUUAAUACUAUUAGUAAUUGUGAUCGGACACAUGAGAUGAUAAAAUAGGAAAAUCUUAUCAAAAGUGCAUAGCAACCAACCAAAAAUGAGUUGGUGGGGAAUGAACGUGCCAUCGAAGGUUAAGCAUUUUAUGUGGAGGUUCGCUAGAAACUUACUUGCCACUGGGGACCAUCUAAGCACCCGAAGUGCACUGUUUCGGAAUGAGGGAGGACUCUUUGAGCCUUGAAUGGGUAACAAAGGUGGCUGAGAAGGUUUCGGAGACAGAAUUCGAACACUGGAGCAUUUUGAUGUGGAUGUUGUGGAAGGAGAGGAAUACCCAGUGUUUUAAUGGGGACAAGCUCGCAGAGGAAUUGAAGAUGUGGUGCCAAGAGUUGUUGCACUGCUUGAUGAAUACAGACAACAACAGAGUGUCUUCAAUCCUGGGCAGCAAUGCGAUAAUGGACGCCACUGGACGAGACCGACUCCUGGAAAAGUGAAGCUCAAUACUGACGCGGGCUUGUGUGCUAAUGGCAGCGGCUUAGGGGGUGGUAGUGAGAGAUGCAAAUGGUAAAUUUUUGAUGGCGGCAGCAAAGAGAAGUAGGGGUGAACAAAAUACAGAACUGGGAGAAGCUUUGGCAGCCGAGCUUGGGUUACAAUUAGUUCGUCAACACCAGCUUGGAGUACCUACUCUUGAGAUGGACAGUGCGGAAGUGUUGUCUUGCAUUGGAAGAGCCGAUCAAAACCAUACAGAGCUAGGAUUGAUCUGCAAAAAUAUUAAAAUGCUCCUUGAGGAGCUGGGAGAUGGGGAAUACAAGCAUGUCUAUCGAACAACGCAUGCAGCGGCUCAUAUUAUGGCACACGUGGAGACGAGAUGGAACGAGGUCGAAGUCUGGUUUGAUCGACCUCCUAUGUGUUUGCUUGACCAGCUGGAGCUGGAUUCUGUAAUGGCUUCACACUCUUAAUAAAGCAUAGCGCAGAUUUCUAUAAAAAAACCAAAAAUUAGUGCACCAAAACAAUGAUUACUCUUGAUUCAACAUAUACUAGAAAGUGAAUAUCGCGUCAAGCCGCGAUCACCGUGAAAGACUUUUAUAUCAAUGAUUAAAGGGCCGUUUAUUAAUUUGUUGUGUCAAAGUUUUAGAUUAUAUGUUAUUGAUGAAUUUAUCGGUUGAAAAAUAAAUAGUAGAUCAAACCACAUAAAAUAGGGAAAAUGACGCAUUUAGCAUUUAUAUUAGGAUUCAUAGUUGUUCACGGAUUGAGUAGCAUGUUAGCAAAUACAUAUAAAUAGACAUUUUCUUCGAAAGGAGGAAGGUAUCCCAAUGAUGAAGACUGUGCAACGACACUGCGAAAAUAAACAUUCUUCUGUCGAGAUCCAUCAUAGUUCUUAAGUAGAGAAGUUCUUUUGAAAAAGUAGACGAAGUGCGUUGAAAACAUUUUUUGCUAAAGAAAAACUGAGAUGAGCGAGCAAUGCGAGUACACAUAAACCAUUUCUUUGAGUUGAGAUCUAUUGUCGUUUUCAAUUCGAGAAGUGCGUGGGGAGAAUGCAUGUAAACAGCCUAGGCAUGGUUUUUCAUGGAAGAGUAGGAAGUAAUGGGGAGAAGACUUAUUUUGUCUAUUGUGAAGAUAAAUAGUUUAAGUUCAGGAUCCACUGUGAAUAUUAAAUAGAACAAUGUUAAGAAACCCCAAAAACAUGUCAAGAUCAUCGCCAUUUACAAUUGUGGAGUAAUGAAAGAAAAUAUAUGCAAUAGAAGGCUGGGACUUACAAUGAGACUUUUUGGCAAGCAAACCAUGUUUUCUAGAUAAUGCGACUUUUAAAUGUCGAAGAUAAUGUCACCACGAAAAUAAUGGUAUUGUUCAAUCAUCAUCCUCAAAUUGGAAAAUACACCACGAAAACAUAUGUAAUAAGGAUCGAAAGAUGUGCAAAGAAAGUGACUAUAUAGGUGGAGUAAUCUACAUCUUCUAAUUGCUAAGCACUUAGAAAAAAUAUGCAAUAACGGUUCCAAAAAUAAUUUUAUUGGGAAAAAAAGACGAUUGCACAAAAAUACAAUAGAAAUAGCCACACUUAGGUCAAGUUAAAAAAAGUAUGUCUCAAAUGGUGUGUUCAAAAAAUAAAUAGGAGCAACAUGCAAGUUUUUAGGCAACAGUAACUUGCAUUUUGCUUUAUAUAUAUAUAUAUAUUAAUAUUUAUUUUAGGCAACAGUAACUUGCAUGUACACCACCAAAAAUUAGGCUCUGCAGUCUGCAUCAUAUAAUUUUGGGUUAUAGGUAUAAUAUGCCCUUCUACUAUGACGUUUUAUCAAACAUGUCCUUCAACUAUUUUUUACAUUAAAUAUGCCCUGUAAUUUGGAAAACUUAUCAAACAUGCCCUUUUGUUAAAACAUUUCCAUCCAAAAAUCGUUAACCAAGACCGAACUUUGGUUCGGGCGACCCAAAUAUCUAAAAUAUCUCUAAUAAUUUCACUUUAGAGUU